GUGGAAAAGUGUUGAUCAAGUUUUAAAAGAUGAACAAAAUGCUGGACAAAAAUGUUAUGGGGUUUGUAAUUGAAGUACAUACUCUCAAGACUUUGGAGAUGGAGAAUGUGCCAGUCCCUGAUUCUGUAGCAACUAUCCUAGCUGGAUUUGCAGAGGUUUUUGCUGAGCCCAAGGGGUUACCACCCAGAAGAGAAUGUGAUCAUGCUAUCCCACUUAAGAUGGGAGCUGAACCCCCUAAUCAGAGACCAUAUAGAGUACCACACCAGCAGAAGAAUGCAAUGGAGGAAAUUAUAAAGGAACUCCUGGAGUCUGAAGAGAUUAGGCCCAAUUUGAGUCCUUACUCUUCACCAGCUGUUAUGGUCAGAAAAAGGGAUGGCAGCUGGAGAAUGUGUGUGGACUAUAGACAAUUGAAUGCAAGAACUAUUAAGAACAAGUUUCCUAUGCCAAUUGUAGAGGACUUGCUAGAUGAGUUGAAUGGUGCUAAGGUAUUCUCCAAACUGGAUCUGAGAUCAGGGUACCAUCAAAUCAGGAUGGUGGAAAGUGAUAUACCUAAAACUGCCUUUAAAACUCAUAUGGGUCAUUUUGAGUACUUGGUUAUGCCAUUUGGGCUAACAAAUGCACCAGUCACCUUUCAAGCUCUAAUGAAUCAAAUUUUUGAGAAGCUGUUGAGAAAAUGUGUACUGGUAUUCUUCGAUGACAUAUUGAUUUACAGCAAAAAUCUGGAAGAGCAUGAAAAACAAUUGCAGUGUGUCCUAUCUAUUUUGAGAUCCCACAAGUUAUAUGCUAAGAGGAGUAAAUGCACAUUUGCAGCACCAAGUGUAGAAUAUCUGGGGCAUAUAGUAUCAGGAGAAGGAGUGGCAACCAAGCCCAGCAAAAUUAAAGAUGUUCUAGAAUGGGCAGUCCCAGUGAAUAUAACUAAGUUAAGGGGCUUUUUGAGAUUGACAGGUUACUACAGAAGAUUUGUUCAGGGGUAUGGUGCUAUCUGUAGACCACUACAUGAUUUAUUAAAGAAGGAUAAUUUCCAUUGGGGUCCUGAACAGCAGAAGGCUUUUGACCAACUAAAGAAGAUUAUGACUACUUGUCCAGUAUUAGCUCUUCCUGAUUUCAGCAAACCGUUUGUAUUGGAAACAGAUGCUUGUGGUUCAAGCAUUGGGGCAGUACUAAUUCAAGAGGGCAGACCAAUAGCUUAUUAUAGCAAAGCUCUGGGGCAGAGAGCAGCAGGGUCAUCCACUUAUGAAAAAGAAGCAAUUGCCAUUUUGGAAGCACUUAAAAAAUGGAGGCAUUAUUUGCUGGGUAAUCAAGUGAUUAUAAGAAUUGAUCAGCAGAGUCUUAAGUAUAUGGCUACACAUAAACUUUCAGAAGGAAUACAACACAAAUUAUUGCUGAAACUCCUGGAGCUUGACUAUAACAUUGAAUAUAAAAAAGGGAAAGAAAAUGCAGCAGCUGAUGCAUUAUCAAGGAGAGACACCAAAGAAGUGGAAGAGAAGGAAAAAUGCUAUGCAAUCACAUUGGUCUAUCCUGAAUGGAUAGAGGAUGUGAAGAGCAGUUAUCUAAAUGAUGCCCAAUAUAUGAAAUUGGUGGAUGGGGAGGAACUAAAUGAAGAAUCUAGCAAUUUUUCUUUGGGUGCUGGAAUACUAAGAUACAAAAACAGGAUAUAUGUUGGCAGUACUACUAAUAUCAGGAACAAACUGAUACAAGCUUUCCACAAAUCAGCUUUUGGGGGUCAUUCUGGAGUUAAAGUCACUUACCACCGAAUCAAGAAGAUUUUCUAUUGGCCACAGCUUAAGAAGGAAGUGGAGAAAAUUGUCUCUGAAUGCCCCACUUGCCAGAUUACAAAAGCUGAGCAUGUUCAUUCUCCUGGUCUUCUAGAUCCUCUGCAAAUACCUGAAAUGGCUUGGACACAUAUUUCUAUGGAUUUUAUUGAAGGGCUGCCAAAGUCUCAAGGCAAAGAUGUAAUCCUAGUAGUGGUGGAUAGGUUGACCAAAUAUGCCUAUUGCAAUGUCUCAUCCCUAUGAUACCCAAGAUGUUGUGCAGAUCUUUAUGGAAAAUGUUUAUAGGUUGCAUGGCAUGCCACUGGUGAUUGUUUUCGACAGGGACAAAAUAUUCACUAGUGAUCUCUUUCAGAAUGUCUUCAAAUCCAUGGGAACUACUUUGAGGUUCAGCACUUCUUACCAUCCACAAUCUGACGGGUAGACAGAACGGGUAAAUCAAUGUGUGGAGGCAUAUCUGAGAUGCAUGGUGUUCCAAGAACCUAGAGACUGGCACAAGUGGUUGCCUACUGCUGAGUGGUGGUAUAACACUUCUUAUCACACCUCUCUACAGGUCACACCGUAUGAAGCACUAUAUGGUGUACAUCCACCUCAGAAUGGGGAGCAAGCUAUCCCUGGAAAUGUAACUGAAGAAAUCAGAAUCACUGCUCAACAGAGAGAAGAGUUGAUGUUGAGAUUGAAAGAUAACUUGUUGAGGGCUCAGAAUCGAAUCAGGAAAUUUGCAGACAGACUUAGGUCUGAAAGAAGUUUUCAGGAGGGAGACAUGGUGUAUCUAAAGAUGCAACCUUAUAGACAGAACGCUUUUGGCUUGAGGGGAUCACUGAAGCUUCGUGCAAAGUUCUAUGGGCCAUUUAGAAUCCUGAAAAGAAUUGGGAAAGUGGCUUACCAUCUGCAGUUACCGGAGGAAGCUGGAAUACAUCCAGUGUUCCACGUAAGCCAGCUGAAGAAACAUGUGGGAAAUUUGGUUGUACCACUUCCUAAUCUUCCAUUGGUGGAUGAAGAUGGUAACAUCAAGACUGAACCUGUCGCUGUACUAGCAAGAAGGGUAGUUCCAAGAAGAAAUGAGCCGGUCACUCAAUGGCUUGUUCACUGGGAAAAUCUAUCUCCUGAGGAUGCUACUUGGGAGGACUCUGCUUUUAUUCAAGCAACGUUUCCACAUUUUCGACCUUGAGGACAAGGUCGUGCUCAAGGGGAUUGGAUUGUUAGAGAUGGAGAUUUCAGAGAAGAAAUGGAGAAGAGUUUCAGAAGUUUCAGUUAAAAAUUCAGAAGUUCAGAGUUAGAGUGGGAUACCGGUUGGGUGACGUCGUUUAAUGAAGAUGAACGGUAGAGAUGAGGCUAUUCCAAAUUACCAUGGUGCAUUUACGGCUGUGAUCGCUUUGUUGUACUAUUUACCGUUUCUGUUUGUCGUCGCCUGCGCGCGACGCUGCUUUUACUCUGCUUCCUCUGUCUCACUCGCUGCUCUGUAAAAAAAACCUGAGAUGCCUGGGGGUAUAUAACCCGGUGUGAUGAAUGGAAAAGCUAUCGAAGAUCAUUAACCCUA
Molecule: messenger RNA, 3309 nt
Organism: Oryza sativa Japonica Group (Japanese rice)
Lineage: Eukaryota; Viridiplantae; Streptophyta; Magnoliopsida; Poales; Poaceae
Source: RefSeq, a predicted model, not a curated record